Messenger RNA from Nicotiana tabacum (common tobacco), 1040 nucleotides. RefSeq names its product E3 ubiquitin-protein ligase RMA1H1-like. Gene Ontology annotation, cellular component: endoplasmic reticulum. Gene Ontology annotation, molecular function: ubiquitin protein ligase activity; metal ion binding. Lineage: Eukaryota; Viridiplantae; Streptophyta; Magnoliopsida; Solanales; Solanaceae. Gene Ontology annotation, biological process: ubiquitin-dependent protein catabolic process. The record is from RefSeq and is a predicted model, not a curated record.
CCAUUUUCCUCCCUCUCAGCUCAACCACUUGCUCCUGUUUACCUCUACAAUUUUCUUCUGUUUCUUUAUCUGGUAUUCUCCCUUGAAGCUUGAAAGUCUGAACUGCUAAUUGUUUUUUCAACCCUUUUGCUUUAUUGAUUUUUAGGAUCCUUAGCUUGAACAACUUAUCAGGAAACAAAUCCUAUGGCCUUCGAGCAGUAUUAUGCAAACGAGUGGAAAUCGAUCCCUGCUCCAGCAUCAGACUCAGAUAAGACUUCUGCCUGCUUUGAUUGCAACAUCUGCCUGGACUUUGCACGGGAUCCGGUUGUUACACUUUGUGGCCAUCUCUAUUGUUGGCCCUGCAUUUAUAAGUGGUUUCACUUUCAGAGCGACUCUCUGUCUUCAGAUGAACGCCCUCAAUGCCCAGUUUGCAAGGCUGAAAUCUCCCAAAAAGAUUUAGUCCCUCUUUACGGGCGUGGGGAGACACUGCCUGAAUCUGAGCCCGAAAACAAGCUCACCCUAAAAGUACCUCCCAGGCCAGCUGCUGUUGGUCCAUUAUCCUUGUCAAAUUCUGUUAAUCCUUCUCAGCAACUGCCACAUCCUAAUGCUUAUAAUCCGUAUACGAGUUACCUCAACAGUUCAUCAUCGCCUUCUUCCUUCAACUUUGGAAGCAAUACAUCAGUUGGAGUCUAUCAUCCAGUUGUUGGAAUGUUUGGAGAGAUGGUCUAUGCUAGGAUGUUCGGGAACUCAGAGAGUUUAUAUACAUAUCCUAACUCAUAUCAUCUAGUUGGAAAUAGCAGCUCAAGAUUGAGAAGACAGGAAAUGCAGGCUGACAAGUCUCUCAAUAGAAUUUCCCUUUUCCUCUUAUGCUGUUUUCUUCUUUGCCUCUUGUUAUUCUAGUUUCAUUGAGGCGCUCUCCCCCCACCCCCGCGCGCCGCCCUUCGUCUUGUACACAUUGUACAUAACUGAUGUUGAUGAGCAUCAAGUCAUUAAAAAUCAUAUAUUUGAGAUGAUAAUACGCAAAAUUUUGACAAAAGUUUAGUGAGUUUAAACUGGUACAA